AUGAGUCUCCUCACGCAGGAGAUCAUCAUCAUGUGGGCCCUGACGGGCGCAAGCGUGGCCAUCAUGGCCUUUCGGCUGAUAAUGAACGUCGGCAAGCGGCGGAGGUUUGACAUGGGCGACUACUGCACCAUGGCCGCUAUUGUCACUCUCCUGCUGCGCUCCUCCGUCGAGAAUGUCCCUAUGGUCUGGGGCGACAACCAAGUCAAGAACAGGGCGACGACCACCUUCACCUCGCAGGACAUCUACCGUCUCAAGGUGGGCUCAAAGCUGACCAUGGUCAACCGGGUCUUUUAUACCGUGUAUGUCUGGUUACAGAAGUGCGUCGUCAUGUGCAUUGUGCAACAGCUGUUCCGAGGCACCAAAUCGCAUAGGUUCUUGCAGGCCUACUGGGCUAUUCUGGGAGUAACCUUUCUCGGCUCCAUCGUCUCCUGCUUCACCGAGUGUCACCCUUUCCAGCUGUACUGGCAGGUUGUCCCUGAUCCAGGUAAGACAACCCCCGUCGAAAACCAGCCAGAGCAUGCCAAUGGAGAGGGAGGGAUGUCGGUUUCUCUUCGUGGCACCAAGUUGUUGCAACACGCCAGUCAACGACACAGAGAUGCGGUAGUCUUCGUCUCCGCAAAUGCGCCAUCAUUUCUUCGCAAAUGCGGUGCCGGCAACAUCCAGCUCUUCGUCUUCUGCAUCCUCGAGAUUGUCACCGACGUGAUGCUCAUGAUCCUGCCCCUCCACUAUCUGUCCAAAAUCAACCGCCCCUGGCUCGCGCGCCUUCGCCUUAUCGGCCUCUUCCUCGUUGGCCUCGCCAUCGUCGCCGUUACCAUGACGCGCCUGAUCAUGAACGUCACUAAUUACCAGCGCUCGGGCGCCUCCCACAACAUCGCCAACAUCGAGCUCUUCUUCUCCGCCUUCGUCGCCAACGCUCCGCCCAUCUACGGCCUCAUCAACGCCAAGAUUUCGAGCUCGACCCAGCGGUCGCGCUCUACAAACAAUGCCGCGUCUAGUGCCAUAGCCGGCGGGUGGCAGCUCGACACCCUGACUUCCAUAUCGACCCCUUCAAAGCUGCAAAAAGCCAAUGUCGAAAAAUGGAACGGCAUCGCCGUAACGAGGAACAUCACGGUGACGAGGAGGACCGCCGAGAUGGACAGCGAGGAGGAGUUAAUCAUCCAGCAGCCGCCCAUGGCCCCAUUCUGA
Messenger RNA from Penicillium lagena, 1185 nucleotides. RefSeq lists its product as uncharacterized. Bases 1 to 1185 code for a protein of 394 amino acids. NCBI's taxonomy places the organism in Eukaryota, Fungi, Ascomycota, Eurotiomycetes, Eurotiales, Aspergillaceae. The record is from RefSeq and is a predicted model, not a curated record. The transcript is spliced from 4 exons.